Schistosoma turkestanicum is the source of this 689-nucleotide messenger RNA. NCBI's taxonomy places the organism in Eukaryota, Metazoa, Platyhelminthes, Trematoda, Strigeidida, Schistosomatidae. The record is from the annotation of a GenBank genome assembly.
CUUAAGGGUCUCCUUCGGCGCUUUGGUUUUCAGUGAUGUCGAGCCCCGAAAAUACAUACGUUUGAUAUCUAAACCUCAUGGCCACGAAGUCAAAAAGAUUGCUGAAAGUUAUCGAUGGAAUACGUUCUUGGAAUAUUAGCUCUUCCCAACAAAGUACAUCUCUGAAGUCUGUCAUCGAAAUUGAUGAGUAUUUAAAAAGUGAACAUUUCCAAGUUGGAAGGGUCUCUGUACACGGUUUUCCUUGUCAACCAACUUGUAUAGCUUUUGAUCCCGUCCAACGGAUUGUUGCUGUCGGAACGAAGUCGGGGUUCGUCAGAAUCUUCGGAAGGCCAGGUGUGGACUGCAGCAUCUGUCAUCCUUCAGCAUCAGCUGUCCUUCAAAUAUUUUUCCUAGUCAAUGAGGGUGGUCUGGUUUCUAUUUGUGGCGAUGACGUUGCUCACUUGUGGAACAUCAGACAGAAGAAUCCGGAGAUAGUUCAUUCUUUGCAGUUCAAACGUGAACAUGCUAUUCCCUAUACUGCAAGAAUCAGUGCUCUUGAUUUCAUCACAAUCCAGUUACCUUUCCUCAUGUGGUUGAACUCAAUGAACAAGCGUUCCAGCAAGUGUAGCUCGGGUGGGUCGGGUGGUAAUUAAACCUGACUACUACAUCAAGUGGCCAGGUAUAAUUUCUGGUUUAAUUUUUUAAAUAUA